Messenger RNA from Tetrahymena thermophila SB210, 762 nucleotides. RefSeq names its product tetratricopeptide repeat protein. The record is from RefSeq and is a predicted model, not a curated record. Lineage: Eukaryota; Ciliophora; Oligohymenophorea; Hymenostomatida; Tetrahymenidae. The transcript is spliced from 3 exons.
AUGGAUCUUUGCUUAUAACAAAAAUAAUAGUUUUCUGAUUAAAUAAAUAAAACUAUAGAAUAUAUUAAAACUGGAAACUAUUCAAUUGAAAAUUAAACCAGUUUGAGCUAACUUUAUUAUUAGUGGGAGAGGUUUGGCCAAAAAUAAGUCAGCAUUGUUCUUCCUAUUUAGAGCAAUUUUAAGGGAAAUAACAAUUAAGAGCCUUAUUCUUUCGCAAUAAUUUUGGUUGGGAGAGUAAUAGCAGAUAAUAGUGAUCAGUUUAAAUUGUUUAAUAUUAUAAGCACUAGUUUAAUUAAAAUGUUUUUAUUAAUUGAAUUUGGCUUGAUUUGUUCGAUAAUAAUCAUUUUUAUAAUAAAUUAUGGCCUAUUCUAAGUUUACUCGAUCAAAAUGCCAAUAGAAAUUUUAAUAGAAUUCUUAAAAAAGAGCUAUCAGGAGCAGUAAAAAAAUUCAAUAAAAUAUAAUUAAUACAAAUAAAGUAAUUAAAAAAUAAAAACUCUAGCUCAAAAGAAAGCAGCAAGAAAGAAGUAAAAAUCAAUAUAUAAAAAUGUAAUACAGGCUAAUUAAAAUAAAUCUAAUUAAAUUUGGAAAAAUAGCUAAAAUGAAAGCCAAAAUUAAACUUAGAUAUUGAAUAAGAAUCUAUAAAAGAAUAUAUUUGAAGAAGAAUCUUUUAAAUAGAGUGAAAAUGAUGGGAAAGACUAUUUCAUUUUUGAUAAAAUAAAAGAAAAUAACUCUCCAGAUUUAAUAAUGGAUAAUUAUUAAUGA